GUAGAACGUCAACGGAACGUCAUAUCACCUUCCAAAACAGAGAGGGAAGGCAAGGAAGGUUACGCCACCCUGAUGGAGGUAGCGUGCUUUCUCGGACGAGAUUCUAGAGACCGGAAGCUGCUGUAGUACGCCUCAAGGCCACGCUUUUGGGUCGUGUCCGGGGUUCCUACCGGCUUCUGAGAAGGAAGAGCUAGAGUGGGCAGUUGGGCGGUGUUUCUCAUCUUGAGGGAGGCGAUAUUUUGGCCGCCGUAUAGCACUCAUGUGACGAAAUAGGUGGCAUUUCUUAAUAAGUCACCCAAAUGUGUGUCUGGAUCAAGAACAGUUAGCUAUUAAGGUCAAUGGCAAUUAUUCAGGGCAUUUAUUUAAGCGCACACUUUGUCUGACAUCUGGUUUUGUAGGCAAGGUAUCAGUAUGCUCCGAAAUAAAAGAACACUGUUGCUGAGUGCCCUAAAAAGGGCGUACUUACGCACUCAGUUCAUGUAUUGCCAAAAAGCAAACACUCUGUGUGUAAAAAAAAUAAAACCACACCUAUAUCUCCAGAGAAAUUACCAUUCUCCACCAGGUGAGGUAAAAUCUUUGCGUUCUAUUAUCACCCCACCUGUGUCUAAAAUCCGUAAUAUUGGUAUCAUGGCUCACAUAGAUGCAGGAAAAACAACUACCACUGAAAGGAUGCUAUAUUAUUCAGGAUACACAAGAAGCCUUGGAGAUGUUGAUGAUGGAGACACAGUAACAGACUUCAUGGCACAGGAGCGAGAGCGUGGUAUCACUAUUCAAUCAGCUGCUGUGACUUUUGAUUGGGCGGGCCAUAGAAUCAACCUAAUAGACACACCAGGUCAUGUGGACUUUACAGUAGAAGUGGAACGGUCUCUGAGAGUGCUGGAUGGAGCAGUGGCUGUAUUUGAUGCCUCGGCCGGUGUGGAGGCACAGUCUCUGACGGUGUGGAGGCAAGCAGACAAGCAUCACAUACCACGAAUUUGUUUUUUAAACAAGAUGGACAAAUCUGGAGCCAGUUUCAGAUAUGCUGUGGAUAGCAUUGAACAGAAGCUGAGGACGAAACCUUUGCUUUUACAGUUGCCAAUUGGAGAGGGAAAAGCCUUUAGAGGAAUAGUUGACAUUGUGACCAAGGAACAAGUUAUUUGGAAAUCUGCAACUCGAUUGGAUGAUGGAAAGAACUUUGAGCGGAAACCCUUGAAGGAAGCGGGCAGCCCUGACUUGUUAAAAGAUACCAUUGAUGCAAGAACUACCUUAAUAGAACAAGUCGCGGAUCUGGAUGAUGAAUUUGCUGAACUGGUCCUUGGGGAGUUCAGUGAGAGUUUUGAUUCAGUGCCAGCUGAUAAGCUACAUUCUGCUGUAAGAAGAGUAACCCUGGCUCGGAAAGCAGUACCUGUGUUUUGUGGGAGUGCGUUGAAAAAUAAAGGUGUUCAGCCAUUAUUAGAUGCCGUCACCAUGUAUUUGCCUUCUCCAAAUGAAUGCAGUUAUGACUUUUUGCAAUGGUAUGGGAAUGACUUGUGUGCUCUAGCAUUUAAAGUUCUCCAUGAUAAGCAGCGUGGGCCGUUGGUAUUUGUGCGCAUUUACUCAGGCACAAUGAAGCCUCAGUCAGCUGUCUACAAUAUUAACAAAAACUGCACAGAGAGAAUGAGCCGCUUGCUGCUACCUUUUGCUGAUCAGCAAAUAGAAAUAUCUUCGCUAACGGCUGGCAACAUUGCUCUGACUGUUGGGUUAAAGCAGAGCUCCACUGGAGACACCAUUGUUUCCUCAAAGGCUUCUGCGGUGGCUGCAGCCCAAAAAUCUGCGAAAGAUGUGGGGUCAAACUGUGGGCGAACUGGUGUAGUAGAGAACCUUCUCUUGGCAAGUGUUGAAAUCCCAGAGCCAGUCUUCUUUUGUACAAUAGAGCCACCAUCCAUGGCCAGGCAACCAGAUCUGGAUAAUGCUUUGGCUUGCCUGAAACGUGAGGAUCCAAGUCUAAAAGUCAAGCUAGAUGCUGAUACUGGACAAACUAUCCUUUGUGGCAUGGGAGAGCUGCACAUUGAGAUCAUUCAUGACCGAAUCAAACGUGAAUAUGGACUUGAGACUUACCUUGGACCUCUUCAAAUAGCUUAUAGAGAAACCAUUCAAAAUACAGUCCAAGCUACAGAAAUGCUGGACAGAAUUAUAGGAGAAAAACGACACCAAGUGACCGUAGAAUUAGAACUGAGACCCUGGGAAGGAGAAGGGUCAGCAACAGCACCAGUCAUCGAGUAUACUGAAAAUACCUGCGAUUUGCUUCAGCCAGAACUUCGUGAAGCUGUAGAGAAUGGAGUUCAUACCUCAUAUCUUCAAGGACCACUUCUGGGCUUUCCAGUUCAAGAUGUAAUUGUGACAGUGCGUGCAGUGGCUGCAAAUGCUGACACCUCUCCAACAAUGGUUUCCGCUUGUGUUUCUCGGUGCAUGCAAAAGGCCUUGAAAAAAGCUGAUAAACAAGUGUUGGAGCCUCUGAUGCACCUAGAAAUAACAGUGGGGAUACUCAACAGUUUUGCGAACUUUGACAUCUGGCUCUGGGACAUUUACUCUAGAAUUGGCAAGCUAUCAAGCAAUGAGCCUACAUGAGCAAACUGCUCUGCUUAACAAGAGGACUGGCUUGGCAUAAUGUGAAAGAUAAAUAGACUUGCUUCAGAGCUGAGAUCUGGUGCUUUGCCACAGUUGAAGUGUGUGGCCACCACUGUGCUGUCAUGUGUUCACUGUCAAAGCAUGAAGACAAAGCAAACAUUAAUCGGCAAGCAUUUUUACAAGAGGUCACUUCUUAUACCUUCACUGCUGUAGCUGCUGUAGUUUGUUGUACAGGUACUUGAAAAUACAAACAUAUGUUUGUAAUUACCUGAGGCCCAAAUUAAGCAUGAAGCUACAAAGCAAAGAGUUUCUCCUUACAUCUUGCAAGGGGUUUUUAAAACCCCCUAAGUAUGAUUGGGUUGCACAUUAGAAAUGUUUGCAGAUUUGUACCCCUAGGCUAACUAAGCAUGUGUAAGUUAUCCUGUGCGGAUUGCAGCAGAGUUUAAAUAAGAUCCUUUGUCUAUGUAAAGUCACAUGGUAAAGUUAUUUGGCUUUGCCAGUCACACUUAAAUUGGACCUUACAAAGUUUGUGAUAAGGUUGAACAGAAGUGCUAUCAUCUUACAUCUUUUUAAUUGCUAAACAACUUAAUCCUGAUUAUUCCAUAGUGUUCUUCUACUGUCUAAAAGAAAACCAGUAAUUAUCUCACAUUUUCUUUAUGAAAACAUCUACUGACCAAAGAGAACUUUAAACGCUCAACCUGUGGGACAGACUAGACCAGAAUAUGUCUGUAUCAAACAGAGCAUUCAUUCACCAUUCUUCACCUGGCCGCAGUGCCUUUUCAGUUACCACUGUAUCUAAUUUUGAAAGCAUGGAUCAAAAAAUCUCCACAGUGGGCCAGGGAAGCCCAGAUUUGCAGAAAAAUUUAAAAUCUUUUUUUAAAAAAGCAGCACUGGGGGUUUAAUCCCUAAAUUAAGAGGUGCAACAUCUGUUAAGUGAUGAAUGCCCACAAUGAUCUUGAGACCUUAAGUUCUGAGAAAUUGGUCAUUAGUGGGGUUGCUUCAACAAUAAUACUAAUGCUGAGCCCUUUAAGCCUUGGAUCCUAUCAGUUAUAGGCAGAUGUGGGGGCUGAAAAAUGUAAAAAGAUGGGAGCAGAGAAAGAGGAGAGGCUGUGGGGACUGCUGUGGUUAAGGAAAGAGGAAAUAGCGUAUGAAGGGGAAACAGGGCAAUUGAAAUAACCUGGAAUAUUCUUUAUCACCAUCUUAUUUUUAAUUUGUAGUACAGAGUUUGAAUUCUCUUGGCCAAAUCUGGAAAGGACUGAGCU
This is a messenger RNA of Eublepharis macularius, 3848 nucleotides long. RefSeq names its product GTP dependent ribosome recycling factor mitochondrial 2 (gene GFM2). The record is from RefSeq and is a predicted model, not a curated record. NCBI's taxonomy places the organism in Eukaryota, Metazoa, Chordata, Lepidosauria, Squamata, Eublepharidae. The transcript is spliced from 20 exons. Gene Ontology annotation, cellular component: mitochondrion. Gene Ontology annotation, biological process: ribosome disassembly; mitochondrial translation. Gene Ontology annotation, molecular function: GTPase activity; GTP binding; translation elongation factor activity. Bases 412 to 2586 code for a protein of 724 amino acids.